CACCACAUACACAAGAAAGGGAUGGAGAUAAGAUUGUUGGGGAAGAAGGUGGAAAGAAGAAAAGAGAAAAGAUGGCUUCAUCUCUUUUCUCCCCAGUCACCAGCGGCUCAUUUCCUUGGCAUCUCAAAUGCGGUUUCUCCCCUCACACUCGCCUUUCAUCCCUCCAUAAAAACAGGCUGAGAUGCAGCUUUUCUCCGGAGGACAUUCCUGUUGAUUUUGUUGGCCAGUCUCUCUCUCAUUAUCUCCCUGCUUUCAACGAUACGCAGAAAUGGGCAUCCUUGGGACUUGUGUGGUUUUACCUGACGGCGAGGCCUGGUGUUCUCGUCGGGGCCAUUGACGCCUACCUCCUCGCUCCACUCCAGCUCGGGCUUGACACUCUGAUCGGGACAAGGAGGUUUAAGAGGUCCGAUUUCUUGGUGACAGAGAAGCUUGGGGAAGGGUCUUUCGGAGUGGUGUAUUCUGGGGUACUUCUCCCAAAGAAUUCAAGCGUAGAUGAGGCGAGGCUUAUGAACAAGGCCACACUUAAAUCUUUGGUGGGGGAAGAGUUUAAGGAGAGGGUCAUUCUCAAGCAGGUUAAGCUUGGGGUCCGAGGUGCUCAGGAAUUCGGCGAGUUCGAAGAGUGGUUCAACUACAGACUCUCACGCGCUGCUCCUGACACCUGCGCUGAGUUUCUCGGUAGCUUUGUCGCCGACAAGACCAAUACUAUGUUUACUAAAGGCGGCAAAUGGCUCGUCUGGAGGUUCGAGGGAGACCGUGAUCUGGCUGAUUACAUGAAAGAUCGGACCUUUCCUUCCAAUCUCGAGUCCAUCAUGUUUGGCCGCGUUCUUCAAGGUGUGGAGUCUGUGAAACGUCGUGCACUCAUCAUUAAGCAGAUCAUGCGCCAGAUCAUUACAUCUCUGAGGAAGAUCCAUGAUACCGGCAUUGUUCACAGGGACGUUAAGCCCGCCAACUUGGUGGUUACAAAGAAGGGUCAGAUUAAGCUCAUAGACUUCGGUGCUGCUGCUGAUCUUCGCAUCGGCAAGAAUUACAUCCCUCAACGCACUUUGCUUGAUCCUGACUACUCUCCUCCUGAGCUCUAUGUCCUCCCCGAGCAAACCCCUAGUCCUCCUCCCGAGCCUAUUGCCGCCUUGCUUUCCCCCAUUCUCUGGCAGCUCAACAGUCCGGAUCUGUUUGAUAUGUACUCUGCUGGGAUUGUGCUUCUGCAAAUGGCCGUUCCGUCCAUAAGAUCUUCUGCUGGUCUGAAGAAUUUCAAUCUAGAGAUCAAGUCACUUGAAUAUGACCUGAAUAGAUGGCGGGACAGGACUCGGACGAGGCCAGACUUGACCAUACUAGACCUGGACUCAGGCACAGGGUGGGACCUCGUCACUAAACUUAUAUCCGAGAGAGGUUCUCUGAGACGCGGACGCCUUUCAGCCGCUGCUGCUCUCAGACACCCUUAUUUUUUCUUGGGUGGUGAUCAGGCUGCUGCUGUUCUUUCUAAGCUUAGUUUCAGCAGCAAGUAAUUUCUUAUCAUGUACACAACUCUCUGUUCCUCGAAUAAACUACUCUUUUUUUUUUCUAGUAUAUGCUCUGCUUCUCGAUUCACAAUCAAACCAGCCUGAAGAAGGUAUGUUUGUAUUUAUACAUGUCUGGUCUGGAAUGAAAUUUCUCAUUUCUCAA
Molecule: messenger RNA, 1659 nt
Organism: Brassica oleracea var. oleracea
Lineage: Eukaryota; Viridiplantae; Streptophyta; Magnoliopsida; Brassicales; Brassicaceae
Product: serine/threonine-protein kinase STN8, chloroplastic
Exons: 2
Coding region: 72-1502 (476 amino acids)
Biological process (GO): protein phosphorylation
Molecular function (GO): protein kinase activity; ATP binding
Source: RefSeq, a predicted model, not a curated record